AUGUCUUCUGAGACCCCCGAAACCACUGGCUCUCUUGCCGACCGAAUUACCAACCCUGAUGUCACCCCUGACACCCAACCCGCCGCUGCUACGGAAGAUGGUGCCGGAGCUCAGCUCCAGGGCUCGGAGCUCAACGAGCCGGACUAUACCGUGGAGGUCAAACUGAGCGAUCUUCAAGCCGAUCCCAACAACCCCCUGUUCUCUGCGAAGACUUUCGAGCAGCUAGGACUCGAUGAGCGCAUCCUCAAGGGCCUUUCCAAGAUGGGCUUUCGCAAACCUUCCAAGGUCCAGGAACGUGCCCUACCCUUGCUAAUGGCCAACCCCGCGCAGAACUUCGUUGGUCAAUCCCAAUCAGGCACGGGUAAGACCGCAGCCUUUGUCCUCAACGUCCUCAGCCGUCUCGACCUUUCCCCGGAUAUGCAGACUAGGCCACAGGCUCUCAUCCUGGCCCCUACGCGCGAACUGGCACGUCAAAUUGUCGGUGUCAUUCAAAUCAUGGGUCAAUUCCUUGAGGGUCUAAUUAUCGGAACCGCUGUCCCUGCUGACUCGAAUACUCGCCCUGCCAGAAUGGCCUGUUCUGUUGUUGUUGGAACCCCCGGUACUGUGAUGGACAUGAUGAAGAAACGCAUCCUUGCGCCAAAUGAUAUUGCCGUUCUUGUCCUGGACGAGGCCGACAACAUGCUCGAUCUCCAAGGCAUGGGUGACCAAUGUAUCCGUGUCAAGUCUGCGCUCCGCCCGACUACUCAGAUCGUCCUCUUCUCCGCCACCUUCCCCGAACAUGUUAGCGAGUACUCCAAGAAGUUUGCCAAGGACCCCAACGAGAUCAGACUUCAGCACGAGGAGUUGACAGUGGAGGGUAUCAAACAACUCUAUAUUGACUGUAACGACGAGGAGGAGAAGUACAACAACCUCGUUCAGCUCUAUGGUCUUCUGACUGUGGGCUCAUCCAUUAUCUUCGUCCGGACUCGUAACUCGGCCGCCGAAAUAGAGAAGCGGAUGGUCGCAGAGGGUCACACUGUGGCGUCGUUGACUGGAGGUAUUGAAGGUAGCCAACGUGACACUGUUAUCGAUGCUUUCCGUAGUGGUGAUGCCAAGGUUCUCAUCACCACCAAUGUUCUUGCUCGUGGAAUUGAUGUCUCAACCGUCUCCCUGGUGGUCAACUAUGACAUCCCCGACCACCAUACCCCGGGCCGUCCCCGCGAGCCCGACUUUCAGACCUACUUGCACCGUAUCGGUCGUACUGGCCGUUUUGGUCGCAUCGGCGUUGCGAUUUCAUUCGUUGCCAACCAGGAAGAGUGGAACAUGCUGCGCAAGAUCCAGCAGCACUUCGGUUGCCAGAUCGAUCGCGUUGAUACCGGUGACUGGGACGAGGUCGAAGAGGUCAUCAAGAAGACCAUUAAGAACUCUCGCGCUCAGGCCAACUUCGCCGCCAACCAGCAAUAA
Penicillium waksmanii is the source of this 1443-nucleotide messenger RNA. It is a transcript of the gene dbp5, whose product is annotated as ATP-dependent RNA helicase DBP5. Gene Ontology annotation, cellular component: cytoplasmic stress granule. The coding region runs from base 1 to 1443 and encodes 480 amino acids. Gene Ontology annotation, molecular function: RNA helicase activity; ATP binding; translation initiation factor activity. Lineage: Eukaryota; Fungi; Ascomycota; Eurotiomycetes; Eurotiales; Aspergillaceae. Gene Ontology annotation, biological process: cytoplasmic translational initiation. The transcript has 6 exons. The record is from RefSeq and is a predicted model, not a curated record.